Molecule: messenger RNA, 765 nt
Organism: Lichtheimia ornata
Lineage: Eukaryota; Fungi; Mucoromycota; Mucoromycetes; Mucorales; Lichtheimiaceae
Exons: 2
Coding region: 1-765 (254 amino acids)
Source: RefSeq, a predicted model, not a curated record
AUGGGCUUGCCGUAUUGGAGACCUCGAGAGGAAAGACGUACAAGGAAUAGCACUGAACGAAUUCGACAUGGGACAGAUCAGCGACUGGAUUCGCUGCGUACUACCUUACGGCCAUCGAGUAGAAGCCAUCCAUUGCCUGCCAACGGGACAAGCCAUCGACGAACUAGAGCCACAUUAGGGGCACGACGUGCGGAAAUGUUGCCUAGACGACUUCGACGAAGACACAAUGAUGUAGUUGAUGAGGCGGUUGCUCCGGUGGAUGAUUUGGAUAGGUUGGUGCAGCAGCGUUUUGACGAGAAGGAAGAUCUACUAUGUCAACUCGAGUUUACUGCAUCGUUGCUUGAUCAGUUUUUGUCAGCACGCUCAGCUUUGGGGGCUGAUAGCAAUAUGACAUUGCCUUCAUUUAUUACGGAUGAAUUGCCGAGUAUUUUGUCCACUGCUGCCAAUCUUACCAUGGAAACUUAUAAUCAAUCAUCAUCAUCUUCACUACCUUCUGCGCGUGUUGACCAUUCAAAUAUGACAGAAGCACAACUUACUAGAGAAUUUGCUGAUCACUUAUUACAUCUACCGCCCUAUUCAACUCGACUUCAAAUCUUGGAAGGAGACAUCCAAUCGGUACAUCGUCGUAUUAUGGACCAAUUAGGUAUGCUUGGCUCCACGGAUAUGCUUCAACGAGUACAGUCACCUGCUCCUGCAUCGAUCGGUGAUCGGCCUCUUUCUUCACUUGUAAUGCAGUAUUCCAGAGAUAAUGAGGAUAACCACUAA